This is a messenger RNA of Zerene cesonia (dogface butterfly), 950 nucleotides long. RefSeq names its product trypsin, alkaline C-like. Gene Ontology annotation, biological process: proteolysis. NCBI's taxonomy places the organism in Eukaryota, Metazoa, Arthropoda, Insecta, Lepidoptera, Pieridae. Gene Ontology annotation, molecular function: serine-type endopeptidase activity. The transcript is spliced from 7 exons. The annotation marks the transcript as partial. The record is from RefSeq and is a predicted model, not a curated record.
UUUAACAGUUUGGUAAAGAUUUAUUUAUUUCAAAUAUAUUUAUUAACAGCGCAGGCGGAGGACUACAAGCUGCUAACUGCGAAACUGGACACAUCUUCAGAUGAAACGUCUGUUAGAAUCAUCGGAGGCACGCCCGCUAGUAUCGAAAAAUAUCCAUACACAGUGCAGAUCUUAUACAACAGGCAGCUGACGUGUGGCGGUACCCUGCUCACCAGAAGACAUGUGAUGUCAUCUGCUCAUUGCUUUGUUACUUCAACUGGUCAGCUGGCCAGUGCAUCUCUCUUUAGCGUCCGAGUUGGUUCCACUUACCAGGGCACAGGAGGCUCGCUUCAUUCCGUAUCGCAGAUCCGCAUACAUGAGCGCUACAACAGCCCAGUGCGAGACAACGACAUCGCUGUGAUGUCGCUGUCCUCCGCGGUGACGCUGAGCGCUAGCGUCGCGCUCGCCUUCAUACCAGAACAGGGCGCGAUUGUACCGGACAAUGCUAGCGUCGUGACCGUUGGUUGGGGGCGGACUAGUACGGUCAUCGAAGGGAGCUCGGCGUUCUUAAACGAAGUGACAGUUCAGAAGGUCAACAUCCAAACGUGCGCAAGCCGGUAUCUGAUGCUGCAGAAUAUCACGGGAGAGCCCUAUCCUGUGACUAACAAUAUGAUUUGCGCGGGACUACUUGACACGGGCGGUAAGGACGCGUGUCAAGGGGACAGCGGGGGUCCACUGAUAUACCGCGGGGUGGUGGUGGGGGCCACCUCGUGGGGCUACGACUGCGCUCACCCCCUCUUUCCGGGGGUCAGCGCUAGAGUAGCCAGCUAUACCACUUGGUUGAAUAAUACGAUAACGGGAUCUGGCGGAACGAGAAACGACGCUAGUUCAAGUAAAUUAAGUUUUCUAUUUGUAAUUACCUUAUUUGGUGCCAUAUUUAUUAGCAAUUAAAUAAUUUUUAUAAGAUACAU